AGUUGCUGUAACGUGUAGCUGCUCAGCUCACAUUGUGAACUACAACUUUCACGACCGCACACCCAAUGACAGCCUAGGAAAACAAGACAAACAAACAGGAAAGCUGAGGGAAAACAAUGGACUUGUUCUGAGUGAAACUGUUUAAGGAUUUUACUGUGGCGCACUGUGCGUGAGAAGCGCACUGGCCACUUUUACUGAGCGCUCGAAUCCAGUGGAAAAGUUUGAAUAUUACUUUUAAUCAAAGAUUACGUUUUCGGAUUUUCAUCUCCAAAGGACUGAAGAAAUAAUGUUAAAAAUGACAGAGGAGCAUGAGAAGUGUGGCAACGACCAACCGUGCAGUCCAACGGGGACAAACAGUUCUAUGUCCCAGGAUGAGUCGGACUCCGAUGCACCGUCCUCACCAACUGGCUCCGACGGCCAAGGAUCCCUGCUUACCGGUUUGGGCAAGAAACUGGACUCCGAGGAUGACGACCGUUUCCCAGCCUGCAUACGGGACGCCGUCUCUCAGGUCCUGAAAGGAUAUGACUGGUCCCUGGUGCCUAUGCCCGUGAGAGGAAACGGAUCCCUGAAAAGUAAACCUCACGUCAAGAGACCCAUGAAUGCGUUCAUGGUCUGGGCGCAAGCGGCCCGCAGAAAGCUGGCGGAUCAGUAUCCACACCUGCACAAUGCAGAGCUGAGCAAGACGCUGGGAAAACUUUGGCGCUUGCUUUCAGAAAGUGAAAAGAGGCCAUUUGUAGAAGAAGCAGAGAGGCUUCGGGUUCAGCACAAAAAAGAUCAUCCAGACUACAAGUACCAGCCACGGCGACGGAAGAAUGUGAAACCAGGCCAGAACGACUCAGACUCAGGAGCAGAAUUGGCACAUCAUAUGUAUAAAGCUGAACCAGGGAUGGGAGGACUGACAGGAAUGACCAAUGGUCACCACCACUCUGAACAUGCAGGGCAGCCCCAUGGUCCACCUACACCACCCACUACUCCCAAAACAGACCUGCACCAUGGGGUGAAGCAGGAUCUGAAACAUGAAGGCCGUCGUCUUGUUGACAGUAGCAGGCAAAACAUUGACUUCAGCAACGUAGACAUCUCUGAGCUCAGCACUGAUGUCAUUAGUAAUAUGGAGACCUUUGACGUUCAUGAGUUUGACCAGUACCUCCCACUCAACGGCCACGCCUCAGGCUCCACCACCCUGUCCUCAGAUCACAGCCACGGGCAGACUCCAGUGCCCAGCAGCUCUUACACUUCCUCAUACAGCCAUGCAGGCAACAAUGGGUCCACGUGGAGCCGAAAGAGUACCUUGUCCUCCUCCUCUCCCUCCAGCAGUGAGAUGGGUCAGCACCGUCUCCAUAUUAAGACAGAGCAAUUGAGCCCCAGCCACUACAGCGAGCACUCCCAUGGGUCACCCUCACACUCCGAUUACGGCUCCUACAGUAGCCAGGCCUGUGUCACUUCAGCCACAUCAGCUGCCUCAGCUGCAGCCUCUUUCUCCAGCUCCCAAUGUGACUAUACUGACCUUCAGAGCUCCAACUAUUACAACCCUUACUCGGGCUACCCUUCAAGCCUCUACCAGUAUCCCUACUUUCACUCAUCCAGGCGGCCCUAUGGUAGCCCAAUCCUUAACAGUUUGUCCAUGGCUCCUGCUCACAGCCCCACUGCCACCAGCUGGGACCAGCCCGUCUACACCACACUGUCUAGACCUUAAGGGGACCAGAGACAGUCUCUUCGCACCAGAGACUCAUUCAGAUUGAUGCACUAUUAAUGAAGGAAGUAAGGAGCAGGUGGCGAAAUUAUGUAGAGGCUACCUGCGACCAUUUGAACAUGAAACACGCAAAAGAAAAAGUGCCUGCUGAUUUUAUACAAAGUUAUAUUGUUGCAAUGAAAACACACUUGUACAGACUUUUUACACAAAGAGAAAAUGUGUUGUUGGUGAACCAGCCUCCUCUAUGAGGACAUAUUGCCUACGCCUACAUCCUGUACAUCCCCCUUCUUUCCAGUUUAAGAUUGCACAUGUGUGCACACUUGAAGUAGAUCAGAGGCCCGUCACUGAAUUGGGCAGGAUUGAAACAGUUUGGCCAUACUCUGUUUUGAAGCAGAUACAUUGAAGAAUGUAAACAGGACCAAUUUUGUGAAUUUGCAGAAAAAAUUUACAUUAAUGGCCAGAGCUAUAUUGCAGCAUACUAUUUGCAUCAGUGGAUCAGUCUUAAAUAAAUGGCUCCUAUGAAUCUAGUGUUGUUUUGGAUUUAAAGUCUUAUAUGUAUUUAUAUUCAUGCAUUUUUGCUUUUUGUUCCUAGAUGAACACAUGUAAUGUGGGUUUGGUUAUUUAGAGUACUGUUUGGCUUUUAAUGAAACAUGAUAAGUGAAGAACAGUACAAAUACAGUGCAUUUGAUAUUAUUGCGUUGAAGACCAAUUUCGAGAAACAUCUCCAUUCCAAGUUGCAAGCAAAGAGACAGGACCAACAGACUCACACAGGACAGAACAGGUGUCUGAAAUCUAUGCUUGGCAAAUUGCGAUUAGUCAUGAUCUAGGGUUAAAGGAAAUGGGGUAAAAUAACACCACACACUCUGAGUGACAUGUCAGCUGGACCUCCUGUAUAUGUCGAUGGACAGCACAAAAUAUGUGUACAUUUGUGCAUCCGUGUGUGUGUGUGGCGAUAACAUGGCAUCACACAUACGAAUGCAUGUGUGAGCCCUCGGGAUUGAGACACAUAUCUCAUGACAUAAUAUACACCCAAAUGAUACAUAAAACAACUUUUUUACUGAAAUUAUCUUCAAACUUUGUUCUUUAUUCAAAGAAAAGUGCUUAGGGUUUUAAAGUCAAAUUAAGUGUGUGAGUAUUUGCCCAUAUUUAUGUCAUCAGCCAUCAAGUGCCAACUCACUGCUGCAGUCUUGCAUAAAAUGUUUUUGUGCCUUCUAAUGCUUAUUGUCAAUAUUUCAACAUGAAAUAGAAUUAUUAACAAAUUUUGGGCAGCACACAAUCAAGUAAUCCAUACCAGAGACUUCGACAGUUAACUUGCUCCUGAUUAUGUCCUUAAUUUGAUAUCAUUCCUUACAGCCUUGGUUUGUAAUGUUCUGUGACAUGCUGUAUGAGAAAUGUACAGAGCACCAUGCUCCAAGUUUUGUCCACAGGGCUGUGUUUUGUAUGAAUAUGGUGUAUCAUAUUGAGAAAGGCUGUGAAAAUGAUUGUUGUUCUAUUAACGAGAGUUUCACUCACAAAUACUCAGCUAACUGAUUUGCUGGCCUUUUUUUAAAAAAAAAAAUAAAAGAUGCUUUAUCUUGA
This is a messenger RNA of Acanthochromis polyacanthus (spiny chromis), 3268 nucleotides long. RefSeq names its product SRY-box transcription factor 8. Gene Ontology annotation, cellular component: nucleus. The record is from RefSeq and is a predicted model, not a curated record. Bases 287 to 1693 code for a protein of 468 amino acids. The transcript is spliced from 3 exons. NCBI's taxonomy places the organism in Eukaryota, Metazoa, Chordata, Actinopteri, Pomacentridae. Gene Ontology annotation, molecular function: DNA-binding transcription factor activity, RNA polymerase II-specific; RNA polymerase II cis-regulatory region sequence-specific DNA binding. Gene Ontology annotation, biological process: morphogenesis of an epithelium; neural crest cell development; negative regulation of transcription by RNA polymerase II.